CACGUUGUGUUCCCGUCGGUCCCAGUCCGUUCAGGAAUAGGGAUCCAGCGGAAGCUGUACUGAGGAGGACUGCGUUACAGCUAAAGCCACGGAGCUGAAAUGAGUUUCCUUGGAGGUCUGUUUGGUCCAGUGUGUGAAAUCGAUGUCAUUCUGAACGAUGCUGAAAGCAGAAAAACAGCCGAGCUGAAGACUGAGGAUGGGAAAUUGGAGAAGCAUUAUCUGUUUUAUGAUGGAGAAUCGGUUUCAGGAAAGGUAAAUAUCAAUGUGAAACAAACAGGCAAAAGACUUGAACAUCAGGGAAUUCGCAUUGAGUUUGUAGGACAAAUCGAGCUCUUCAGUGAUAAAAGCAAUACUCAUGAGUUUGUAAACCUUGUGAAGGAGCUCGCUCUGCCCGGAGAGCUGACACAGAACCGCAGCUAUGACUUUGAGUUCAUGCAGGUGGAAAAGCCAUACGAGUCUUAUGUUGGAGCGAAUGUGCGAUUGAGGUAUUUCCUUAAAGUGUCAAUUGUGAGGAGGCUGUCUGAUUUGGUGAAGGAGUAUGACCUCAUUGUGCAUCAGCUGGCCUCCUACCCUGACGUCAACAGCUCUAUCAAAAUGGAAGUGGGCAUUGAAGACUGCCUACAUAUAGAGUUUGAAUAUAAUAAAUCCAAGUAUCACCUCAAAGAUGUAAUUGUGGGUAAAAUCUACUUCUUACUUGUACGGAUUAAAAUCCAACACAUGGAGCUUCAGUUGAUUAAGAAAGAAAUGACGGGAAUUGGGCCGAGCACAACUACUGAGACAGAGACUGUGGCCAAAUAUGAGAUUAUGGAUGGAGCACCAGUGAAAGGUGAAUCCAUUCCUAUUCGCCUUUUCCUGGCUGGUUAUGACCUUACACCCACAAUGAGAGAUGUAAACAAGAAGUUCUCUGUGAGGUACUUUUUGAACUUGGUGCUUGUGGAUGAAGAAGAUAGGAGAUACUUCAAACAGCAGGAAAUAGUUUUGUGGAGGAAGGCACCAGAGAAACUGCGGAAACGGAACUUCCAUCAGCGCUACGAGUCACCUGAGCCUCGGCCGAGUCUCUCUGCUGAGCAGCCGGAAAUGUGAGCGGGUUUUGGAAAGCAACCAUCCAGGGACACACAUACCUCUCAAUGACCAGUCGCAGGAGAGGAGAACAUCUUCCACCGAACAUACAUGCAGAUCGCUGUUCACAUGGUCACCCCUCACAGCUUAUGGUGAUGAACUGUGCCUGAUUUGGCUCUGUCCUCCCUGCCGUCUACAGCAAGCAAUCUGUUAGUAUACAAGGACACUUUUUAGAAAGCACUGGAAACAAUGUAAGUAAUCUAGCACAUCUUGAAUGUUGCACGCCUCCCUAGAUGAAGAAAUGUUUUUAAAAGUGCACUCACUGGUAUCCUCUAUGUUCCACAUCAUAGAGCAGAAACACAUAGAACUGAACACAUUUUAAAGAGCUUCUUCAUGCAUGCUAGCCGCUGAAUCUGAGUGCAUAGUAACAGUUAAUAAAGGCAAUGGUGUCAGUUUAAAAAGAUCAAGAAAUGUAAUGGCACCCAGGCUACACUGUAUUUGCAAUCCACUUAAUGUUGUAAAACAUUUAUAUUUAACUUAUUUAGCCAUCUUCUCUGUUGUUUGUUUGUUUCUUAAAUAAUCUUUGUUAAAUGAAUUCUGUCCUUGAAAUAAAAAAGUGUAUAUAUAUAUAUAUAUAUAAAAUAUUUAAAGAGGUUUUGGACUAGAAGCUUUAUAAAACUAGGGCAGUUUGUGUAAUUAUAUUGGGCACAUGUAUUCAACUUGUCAGCCCAGUUUUGAAUAACAUACUGGCUUAGUAGUAAAAGUGAAUUUCUGAGAUGAUUCAUUGCUAUUGAUUGCUAAAUAUCAUCUCUGCUGCAAAUACAUUUCAUACUGUCUAAAUUGUUAGAAGCCCCAGAGAAAUGAUGGAAUUUUGUUGUAUCCUUUGCAUGUCAUCCUGCUACAAUGUUUCCUAACAAAGGGGGAUGUUAACAAUUUUUCAUUGUUGCAAAUGUGCUCUAGCAUUUUUUGUGGUUUAUGGAUUAAAUGUUUAUUUGGACCUUUUCAUUUUGAAACCGUUUUUGAUUUCACUUUAAAACCAAAUGUAUUCUCUUUUUUUCCAUUCUUCUAUUGCUUCGAUUUUAAAACUCACACUACAUUACUAAUGGAAAGGUCUGUGUACAAAGCGAUUGAGUGCCCCAAUGGAAAAGACAUAACGAGUGUUUGGAGAACUGAUUGAAUAGAUGUGCUACGGCAACUGAGUCAUUUGUACAUCUUGAAAAAUUGUACAUAUCAAGUCAUAGUUUGUUUAUCUGCCAAUGUCAAAUAAAAAUGCAAGUUUAUA
Molecule: messenger RNA, 2341 nt
Organism: Sinocyclocheilus rhinocerous
Lineage: Eukaryota; Metazoa; Chordata; Actinopteri; Cypriniformes; Cyprinidae
Gene: vps26a
Product: VPS26, retromer complex component A
Exons: 9
Coding region: 100-1083 (327 amino acids)
Biological process (GO): intracellular protein transport
Source: RefSeq, a predicted model, not a curated record